Homarus americanus (American lobster) is the source of this 3797-nucleotide messenger RNA. RefSeq names its product nephrin-like. The transcript has 15 exons. Gene Ontology annotation, molecular function: protein binding. The record is from RefSeq and is a predicted model, not a curated record. NCBI's taxonomy places the organism in Eukaryota, Metazoa, Arthropoda, Malacostraca, Decapoda, Nephropidae. The coding region runs from base 1 to 2724 and encodes 907 amino acids.
AUGGUGUAUCAGAUCUUGGCUCAGGGUCCGACUCGGGCGGUAGUGGUGGCUGAGAGGGGCGUGGCCGACCUGCCCUGUAACCUGACCUCUCCACUCUCCGCUGACCCAGCCCUUCUCGUCCUCUGGUACAAACAAGGGGUCACCAAGCCCAUCUACAGUUACGACUUGAGAGAGGGUCUUGCUUCACACUGGAGGAGCCCGCACCAUCUAGGCACCCGCGCUGUCUUCCACGCUUCCACCCAUGUCCCUUUCCACGCCUCACCCACUGCUUCCCCAAACGCCAACUACGACACCUCCACCCUCAGCCACGCCUCUUAUCUCAGGAUCCGAGGGGUCUUGGGUAGAGACCGGGGCACCUACAAGUGCAGGGUCGACUUCCGUGCCAACCCCACACUCACGUUCACCACCAACCUCACCGUCAUGGUUCCACCACGACGCCUGUCUGUUUAUACUGAUGAAGGCGUCCUGGUGCACCAGGUGGUGGGGCCCUUCAAGGAGGGCGACACUCUCCGACUCAGCUGCCGCGCCUCAGGAGGGUCACCGCUUCCCCGGAUCACCUGGUGGGAUGGGUCGAACCUCCUGGACCUGACCUCGGAGAUACAAGAGGGCGGGGAGGUGAGGAGUAUGUUAGUGGUGCCGACCCUCACCCGGGGAGACCUGCAGCGUGUGUUUACCUGUCGCGCCGUGAACUCCAACCUCACCCAGCCCCUUGUAACAUCCGUCACCCUCGACAUGCACCUGCCGCCGCUGUGGGUGCGUCUCCUGAGUAGCCGCGAGGCCCUGAGUGCCGGGUGGCCUUACAGCGUGGUGUGCCAGGCGGCGGGUUCCAGACCCCCCGCUGUAUUCACCUGGCACCUCCGACACACCACCCUCACCACCCACACCGAGCAGUGGAGUGACGGAGACAACGUGACGACGAGUGAGCUGGUGUGGACGCCCACGCUGGAAGACAACUCUGCAGUGUUGAGGUGUGAGGCGGCCUCUCCAGCCAUCCCAUCCUUCACGCUACACGACCAAUGGACCCUCCUUAUAUACUACGUGCCGGUGGUGACGCUGGCCCCUGGACCAUCAAUCGACCUGGAUAACAUCAAGGAGGGAGUCGACGUGUACUUUGAGUGUAGUAUCACCUCUAACCCGCGGGUCUACAAUGUCUUCUGGCUACAUGAGGGGGAGGAGCUGCGUCACAACGUGUCAGCAGGAGUGAUCAUUGGUAACCAUAUACUGGUGCUGCAGAAGGUGGACAAGACAGCGUCAGGCAAUUACCACUGCGUUGCCUCCAACAUCCAGGGAGACGGCCACUCCAACCCACUGCGGCUGAGAGUCAAAUACGCGCCAGUGUGUCGUCAGCCUCGGACGUUGUACCACGGAGCCGCUAGGUUCGAGCUGGUCAACCUCCCCUGUCACGUGGACGCCUACCCGGACCCUCACUCCUUCCGCUGGACCUUCAACAACAGCGGCGAGAGUGUGGAAAUUCCUCAGGAACACAUCAGGGUGACGGAGUCUAUGUCGACGGUGAGUUACGCGCCCAACACUGAGCUGGACUACGGUACCUUGCUGUGUUGGGGGGUGAACGCCGUGGGCCUCCAGCACCAUCCCUGUGUCUUUCACGUGUUCCCUGCAGACCACCCUGACCCCGUGCACAACUGCUCGGUGAACAACGUGUCGACGACGUGGGUGAGCAUACAAUGUGUGGCGGGAUUCGACGGCGGGCUACCUCAAACUUUUGUACUGGAGCUGUACGAUAUUGGCCACGACCGUCUGCUGGCUAACACUACCAACACGGUGCCAGUGUUCUUGGUGGUGGGGUUGGUGGCGGGAGUGACGAUGGAGGGCGUCGUGUACUCCUACAACAACAAGGGCCGGAGUGAGGAAGUCCCCAUCAGCGCCUCCACCACGAAGGACCUGCCAGAGAGGCGCAUGGCGGCAGUAAAGCCAUCACCAACAGUGGGGGAGGGGAUAGAGGUGGCACUAGUGAAGCCUGUGACAGCGGUGAUGGUGGGCGUGGCGGGCGGCCUCCUGCUGGUUCUCCUCAUCGUCUGCGUCGUGGUCAGGCGUGGGCGUCAUGUUGCUCAUGGGGACGACCGAGUAAAAGAUAAGGGCCUCUCCGUCUGUAUCACCCAGGUGGAGGACACCAGGCUGCAGGGCCUCGCCUCCAACACCACCCACGAGGACAACCCUGACGUCAUACCUCAGUUAGACUCGACCUUGUUGAACGGGAAACGAGUCACCACCAUCAGCUCGGCCUCCCUGGUCUCCACCUACGACGUUCUCCCAGGCUACCAGCCAGUUGGUGGCGGGGAUAUGCAACAAACCGCUCUGCUACAGAGGGGCGCCACCACCACACCCAAGCUUGAAUACCUCGACCCUCAGCAACACACUCACACCCGCCUCUGCUACCCCACGUACUCUCACACAGACGCACGUAACAUGCAUAAAUCUAAGAGGACUCACAGAAAAAAACAACAGGAGUUACAUCAGCAACAUGACGCAUUGACGACCUCCCCGGGAGCCAUACGGCAAGACCAUGCCUCUUGGACGUCUACUUCAGCAACCACCGGACAAAAACAAGCCUCUUGGACGCCCUCUUCAGGAGCAACAGGACAAGAAUAUUCCCACAGGCCACCCACUCCAGCACAACGUCGCUCUCUGAGGCGCGAUCAUCAUAUCCGUGACCCCGAGUCCGGCGUUGCUCUCAUGACUAACAAGAAGGAGAGCGUCGUGUAAAUUCAUGCUAUGGGGACUAAGACCUUUUAGUGAUUUAUUCAAACACUUCAAACUAUAAGUUGACUCGUAAUUCCAUCACAGUAACACAAAGGCAAUAUAUUUCUAGUAACUAUAUUAAUAUCGUUUGGCGGUAUAAAUAUUAUCACAGAACAGUAGAUAAAGACUUACUACCACAAAUAUCAAGUACAGGUUUUGAAAGAAAAUUAAAUUUCCCCAAAACGCUGAAUUCUGAUGACGUGAAUACAGAGUACCCAGCAGAUAAUACUGCCUUCACACCUUCUUAAUCGCCAGCAUAAACAUGUAAAAUAAAACACCACCAAGAAACAGACGUGUUGCAUCGGUUUUCAACACGUCGAAGCUGUUACGCGGAUCUGACAUUCCCUUCACGUCGUCAUUCAACCCCUUUGAAACCGUUUGAUAGUGUAAUGCAGCUUUACCUUUACACCGGGAACUCUGUUUGUCUGGAGUUUACUUGUUUCAUACGAAUAAACACCAGGUGUAGAAGGACCUUCUUAUAGAUAACAGAAGAUUCGCACUCCCAAAAUUCGGCACAGCUUGUACUGUAAUAUCCAAAAAUUACAGACGACUCAUCGGUGGGAAAAAAUAUUUUCCAUCGAACAGGAAACAGCAAAGUUGCCGUGGAUCGCCUCUAACGAGCAGACACAACACCUCCGACGGUCAAACUCUUCUAGGUGUAUGGAUAGCAGGCUGCAGCUGCCUGAGUUUGGGACACACCUGUAGAUGCUGUGAGAGACCAGUAAUUUAGGACACACCUGUUGAUGCUGAGAGAGACCAGUGCAGCAGUAUGGGACACACUUGUUGUAAGGACCGCUAACUAUGCCUCAAUUAACUAUUUCAUCUACAUCCUUCAAGUAUCACGUGUCUUAGGAGAUGGGUUUACAAAUUAAUAAUUCAUUUAUACUUCGAGGAUGGGAGGACAGUUACUCCAUGAAGCUAAGGUGUCAUCUGCAGGUACUACUAAUAUAUUAUUUACAGAUCCAGGAAUAAUUAGGUACAGUCACCCAAAAAAGUCCUGUCGCGAACCACGAACCCCGAGAUUCAGACUCGUGAAC